AUGCCUUCAGUCGUGUCUGUCGAUGUCCUUGUUGUCGGGGCAGGCUUGAGUGGUCUGUGGGCAUUGCAUCAACUUCGAACCAGAGGGUUUGAAUGCCUCUGUGUGGAUGCUUGUGAUGAUGUUGGCGGUGUUUGGCAUUACACGAGAUACCCUGGAUGUCGAAAUGAUACUGAGCAUUCGGUGUACCAGCUGCCUCUGGAAGGUGUGUGGGCAUGGAAGGAGCGUUUUCCAGAACGUCAAGAAAUCGCGGCCUACGCUCGUCGGGUGUGCGAGGUCCUCGGCCUACGGCAACAUAUUGUCUUUAACACCCGCGUCAAUAGAGCCCUCUGGGAUGAAACAAAUCAGCACUGGGUCACUUAUGUGCAAGGCGAGGGGACAGAUGAAAUCUUUGUUACCGCACGCUUCUUCCUACCCUGCACCGGGUACACGGGGCAGAAAUUUGUUCCGGGUAUCAAGGGCCUAGAAACAUUUCAGCAGGCUUUUCACACAUCUGAAUGGCCCGAACAUCUGGACACCAGAGGAAAGCGUGUCGGCAUCAUCGGCACAGGCUCCAGCGGCGUUCAGAUUAUCGAGACCCUGGGCCCUCAGGUGUCACAGCUGACCGUUUUCCAAAGGACUCCGAAUUAUGCUAUGCCCCGUCAUCCGGAUAGAGCUGGACUCAGCGUGGUGACCGGCCUGUGGCGCCCACAGGUCUCGAGCUUCGGCUCACGCGUCGCAAGACCUUCGACGAUGCGCCAAAGUAGCGGCGACAGCACUUCGAAGAGCUUCGGCAAGAAGGCGGCCAGAACUUCUGCGUAUGCGUUCUGGCGAGACAAAACUCGAUCUCGUAUCACGGACAUUCAGAAGCGCGAGGUGCUCGCACCCAUGUCUCCUCCAUAUUCAUUUGGGACAAAACGACCAUCUCUCGAGACGAACUACUUCGAGAUCUUCAACCAAAGCAAUGUCGACCUUGUUGACCUGAACAGAAACGACAUUACUCGAGUAACCCCGACCGGCAUCUACACUGCACCCCACCGGUUCUAUGCCUUGGACGUUAUCGUGCUUGCGACCGGCUACGAUUUUGGGAUUGGAAGUCAACUGGCCAUAGACAUCCGAGGCCGGAACGGCCUCAGCUUGCGGGAGAAAUGGGGCGUCAGCGACAAGGCGAACAAAAUGACCUUACCUGAGUCAAAAGGCGUGAUGUCGUACCUGGGAAUGACGUGUGCUGGAUUUCCUAACAUGGUCCUCGUGUGUGGCCCGCAAUCCCCAACGGCAUUCGCGGUGGCUCCACGGUUCGCGGAGCUACAGAUCAAUUGGAUCUCGACCUUCCUGACUCACGUAUGUCACAACGGAGGGUCCUUCGACACCUGUGAAGAGGCAGAGAGGAAAUGGAAGGGUCAGGUCGCUCGCGUCGCGCAAAAGACGCUGUUCGCGGGCACGAAGACCUGGUAUAUGAUCAACAAACCUGACCGGCCAGACGAAGCACUUUUUUGGUUAGGAGGCAUGACAGCCUAUUUCGCGCUAUGUCGUGCUUUGGCAGACCGUGGCUAUCCUGGGUUUAUCGUGAACACAGGUGCACAAGAGUUGUAG
Fonsecaea erecta is the source of this 1569-nucleotide messenger RNA. RefSeq lists its product as hypothetical. The transcript has 4 exons. The coding region runs from base 1 to 1569 and encodes 522 amino acids. NCBI's taxonomy places the organism in Eukaryota, Fungi, Ascomycota, Eurotiomycetes, Chaetothyriales, Herpotrichiellaceae. The record is from RefSeq and is a predicted model, not a curated record. Gene Ontology annotation, molecular function: flavin adenine dinucleotide binding; N,N-dimethylaniline monooxygenase activity; NADP binding.